Molecule: messenger RNA, 1605 nt
Organism: Trypanosoma grayi
Lineage: Eukaryota; Euglenozoa; Kinetoplastea; Trypanosomatida; Trypanosomatidae
Product: histidine ammonia-lyase
Exons: 1
Coding region: 1-1605 (534 amino acids)
Biological process (GO): L-histidine catabolic process
Cellular component (GO): cytoplasm
Molecular function (GO): histidine ammonia-lyase activity
Source: RefSeq, a predicted model, not a curated record
AUGAAGGUUACACUCGACGGAUGCUCCCUCACGCCCGACGCGCUGUACGCGCUGGGCCACGAGAAAGACUCCACCAUCCUCCUAGCGGAGGAGGCAAUUCGCAGAAUUAAUGCGGGCCGUGCAGUUAUCGACAAGAUCGUCAACGAGCGUCAGACCGUAUACGGCAUCAACACAGGUUUCGGUAAGUUCGAGUCAACUGUUAUUCCGCCGAAUCAACUGGUGGACCUGCAAUUGAACCUCAUCCGCUCCCACAGCGCAUGCGUUGGCGAGCCCCUGAAGCCCCAGCGCGCUCGCAUGAUGAUGGCUCUCCGCAUCAACAUUCUCUGCAAGGGACACAGUGGCAUCCGCCUCGAGACGGUGGAGAAAUACGUCAAGGCCUUCAAUGCUGGUGUGGUUCCCCAUAUUCCGGAGCAAGGCACUGUGGGCGCGAGUGGCGAUCUCGGCCCGUUGUCCCACCUUGCCCUCGGCAUGCUUGGCGAGGGCAUGUUGGCUACGCUCAAAAAUCCGGUGUUCCGUGACGCCAGCACCGUACUGAGGGAGUUGGGCGUCGAACCCAUCACGCUGGCAGCGAAGGAAGGGCUUGCGCUCAUCAACGGGACGCAGUUCAUGAGCGCUUUGGGUGCGGAGGCCGUUGUGCGCGCACGCAGGAUUGCACGCCUCGCCGACGUUUCGCUCUCCAUGUCCCACGAGGCGCUACAGUCGACUGUCAGCUCCCUCAACCCCGAUAUACACCGCGUGCGUCCGCACAAGGGCCAACAGAUUGUUGCCCAGAGGCUGCGAGCGCUUCUUCACAGCGAGAAGUACCCCUCCAUGAUCAACAACAGCCACGUGAACUGUGGCCGCGUGCAGGAUGCCUACUCUAUCCGCUGCGCUCCUCAAGUUCACGGCAUCGCCAACGACGUCAUUGAAUGGGUGUACCGCAUUCUUACCGCGGAGCUCAAUUGCGCCACCGAUAACCCACUCGUGUUCCCAGACGGUGUAAAGAGGGUUGUCUCAGGGGGCAACUUCCACGGCGAAUACCCCGCAAAGGCACUUGACAUGCUUGCUAUUGGCGUUCAUGAAAUUGGCAACAUCAGUGAACGCCGCAUCGAGCGGCUCAAUAACCCUUCCCUGAGCCGCCUCCCUGCCUUCCUGGUUAAUAAAGGUGGGCUCAACUCGGGCUUCAUGAUUGCUCACUGCACCGCUGCCGCUCUUGUCUCGGAGAACAAGGUCUACUGUCACCCCUCGUCCAUCGACAGCAUCUCCACCUCUGCUGCGCAGGAAGACCACGUCAGCAUGGGUGGCUUCUCCGCACGCAAAGCCCUUAAGGUGGUGGAGAAUAUCGAGCACAUCAUCGCCAUUGAGCUUAUGUGCGCUUGCCAGGGCAUCGACCUCCUGCGGCCACUCAAGACGACGGAGCCGAUGGAGAAGGUGUGGGGUCUUGUUCGAUCUGUCAGCCCAUCGUGGGAUAAGGACCGCGUCGUUUACCGUGACAUUGAAAAGAUUGCGGCGCUAUUGCGUUCUGGUGCCAUCUGGAAGGCUGUCAAGGAUUACAUCCCUGAGGAGGCGCGAUUCCACGACGUGCUGACCGUGCGGGAGCCGUUCAAGCUCAAGAGCAAGCUUUAA